Molecule: messenger RNA, 2076 nt
Organism: Penicillium daleae
Lineage: Eukaryota; Fungi; Ascomycota; Eurotiomycetes; Eurotiales; Aspergillaceae
Exons: 1
Coding region: 1-2076 (691 amino acids)
Source: RefSeq, a predicted model, not a curated record
AUGCCCCCGCUCGACAUGCCAUUGCCACCAAAGAAUCUGAACCUUGUUGAGGCUAGCAUCCAAGACCUUCUAUAUGCCCUCGAAAUCAGAGCCAUUACAAGUGUUCAACUCGUGUCGCUUUACCUUCAUCGAAUUGCCCACUACGACACCCGAGGGCCAUCUUUAAACUCGAUCUGCGUUCUUAACCCGAAUGCCUUUGAGGAGGCACAGAAAUCAGACGACUACAGAGCCAGUGGUCAGAGACCAAGACCCUUGGAAGGCAUCCCUUUCACAGUCAAAGACAGUUUCAUGAUCAAGGGCAUGACAGUUGCAGCAGGUUCGCCGGCAUUUGCUGACCUUGUUGCCUCCGAAGAUGCAGCAAUUGUCUCGCUUCUACGAGACUCUGGUGCUGUUAUACUUGGCAAGACAAAUAUGCCAGCUAUGGCUGAUGGUGGAAGUCAACGCGGGCUUUACGGAAGAGCAGAGAGUCCUUACAAUUCUGACUACUCUACGACGGCUUAUGCAUCGGGCUCUUCCAACGGCUGUGGUACAUCGACUGCAGCAAGUUUUGCCGCCUUUGGCUUUGCAGGAGAGACUGUCUCUUCAGGACGCGCACCUGCUUCCAAUAAUGCUCUGAUCGGUUACUCCCCAUCACGAGGUGUAAUCUCAAACAGAGGGCAGUGGCCGCUCUACCCAACAUGCGAUGUGAUUGUUCCCCAUACGCGCUCAAUGGAAGACUUGUUCCAUGUCCUCAACGUCAUUAUUGCAGACGAUUCAGAUGCACAUCUAGGAAUUGACUUUUGGCGAAAUCAACCAUUUGUGACAAUUCCCAAAGCAUCCGAAAUUCGUCCUGAUGAUUACCAACUCCUGAAGGACCCAUAUGCGCUCCAUGGAAAGCGCAUUGCCGUCCCUAGAUGUUUUCUCGGGAUAAAAUCUGCCAAGCCAUUUCACGUCUGUAUUGCGCCAGUGCAAAAUCUGUGGGGGAAAGCUCGAACUGUCCUUGAAUCCUUGGGGGCUACGAUUGUCGAGACAGACUUUCCUCUUCUCGAGAAAUAUGUGAAAGAAGAUUUCCCUGGUCAAAGCUGCAAUGUACCCGGAAUUUCGAAGGAGUGGACAGAUAUUGAGCGAUGUCAAAUGAUUGCCAUGGCAUGGGACGACUUUCUUCGCCAAAAUAGCGACUCAAAAUACCCGAAUCUUCUGGUGGCUGAUCCGCAGAUCAUUCAUCCACGAAUCUCGCCCAUGGACGAUCCUUCGAGAUAUACUGAACAGCAAAACCAAGUUCGUUACUCUGGUAUGAUUGAUUCUCUCAGAGACAGAAAACACACACUUCUUGAACUUCCAGGCGUUGAGGUUGCAGUGCACGCGCUGGAAAAUAUGCGGAAAGUAGAGCUCGAGAGCUGGAUGGACUCCAAUGGGUUUGACAUGCUUGCUUUCCCGACCAAUGGUGAUGUGCCAUAUGCAAACGCCGAUGAAGAUCCUAAUUCGAUGCUCCAUGCUCUGCAGGAUGGCGUCAAAUAUUCCAAUGGAGGUCGUGCUCUCAAACAUGUCGGAGUUCCCUGCAUCACGCUGCCCAUGGGUACUUUGGAAGACCAGAAAAUGCCGGUUGGAAUAACCUUUGCCUCCAAAUCUCAUGCAGACAAUGACCUCCUCCGAUAUGCAUAUGCUUAUGAAACAGCUUCUCGAGCCCGAACUGCUCCUGGGCUGACGCCUCCAAUCCCGUCCGAUCAAAUUUCAUUGUCAAACUCUUACCAUGGAAAAUCUACCAUGGCGAAGCCGCAGUUGACGAUAUCAUCAGCCACUUGGAAGAAGGUCGAAGUCUCAGAGUCACAUGUGUAUCGUGUUUCAUUGGCCGGAACGUUACGAUCUAAUGACCCCGAAAUCAAAGUUCUCUCACUCCAGGUAUUUGUUGACGGGAAGGAACAUGGUGUUCUGUCUACCCCAGAUGGACAAUGGACCUGGGAAGAGGUGGUCUCAAGGCCGCAUAUUAGUGACCGCUAUCCGACCAUUGCAACAGUUCCCAAGGACUAUGUCCUUCUUGUUCUUAUUGGCACACUUGAAAAUGGGAGAUCGGCAGCUUCGAUGCUACUUGUAAAUUAA